CCGCAAGACCAUAGGGAGUCCCAUGACAGAUGACGUAAUCAGGAAUAGGGCCGAGAUGGAUUGAUCUAGUUAAAGAAAUCUAAGUAGGAUAUUUUGGGUACAAACAGUUUAGAGACAUUGACUGCGGUGUUUUGUCGGUGCUCGUGAUCAGUGACAAUGUCUGUGCUUUUCUGUUGCUGCUGUGUCACCCCUUCCGAAGACACGGACGAGAGACAGCCCCUACUGCACCCAAAUCUUUCAGAAGUAAAGAAGCCAGAGUCUGCCAGAAAGCCUCGACCAGCGCCCACAGUGAGUCGGAGUGGUCAGUUGAUCCAAAAACGGGUGGGUGUGAAUGACUUGGACCAGCGGUUUUCUGAUGUGGCUGAGACGUUCAACCUACAGCAGGAGAGCUAUAAUGUCAUGAAGGAACACAUCAUCUCCCUUCUUCACACUUUUGAUUGUAACGAUGACAGCACUCUAAGUUUGACUGAGUGUGUGAGGAAGAUCAAGAAGGAGUAUGAGGACACCUAUAGGGUAACCAUGGUGAUAAAUGGGUACGACUUUUCUCUAUCUGUGGUUCCGCUGAAGUCUGCAAGCGAGGUGGAGGAGUACCUGCCUCGCCGGCUCCGAUUGGCUCAGGAGAAGCUCAGGAGCAUUUCCCACAGCGCCAAAGCAAUAGGCGCUGCAGGCACCAAACUCCAGGAACUGAUUGACUGGCUCCUGAAUACGGGGGAGCAAAUGGCAGAGCAGGUCAGGGAGGCAGCACUAACCCACCAGGAGCGCUGUAGGCUUGAGGAGAACUUGGUUGAGACCAUACAGGAAGUAAGACGGGCUAGGGAGCUUUCGCAAGGGUACCGCCAGCAAGCUGGAGAGGUGCAAAAUGAGGUUGCACAGAUAGCAGGGCUGACCUAACACACAAACACACACACAUACUGGGCAAAAAUACAUCUUUGGUGGCACUGAAUCUAUAGGUCACAAUUAAAUAUUUUGGGAAUAAAUCUAGGCCAGUUUUAGUGUCUUGUAAAAGCACAUUAUUCUUAUAAUGUUAGGUAACACUAAAUUGCAGGGCAAGUGCUACAGUUUGUGACUGUGUGUAGAUAGCUGUGUAAUGUGUAUGUAUAAGCCCUUGUUAGAGAAAUGAGCUGUGAUAUAGCUAAUGUAUUCUGGACAGGAAUUCAUUAAAAUGAUUCAUCUAAAUGAAUUCAAAUUCUAAUCACUGUGUGUAUAAAAUCCUUGUUAAUGAUAGACACAAUGUAUGUGUUUCUUCUGUGUUAAUAAUAAUUGUCUUACUGUUUUAGAACAAAUAAAAAAGGCUAUAUA
Molecule: messenger RNA, 1299 nt
Organism: Esox lucius (northern pike)
Lineage: Eukaryota; Metazoa; Chordata; Actinopteri; Esociformes; Esocidae
Exons: 4
Coding region: 157-891 (244 amino acids)
Source: RefSeq, a predicted model, not a curated record